AUGCCUCAAGAAGGACUCGGUAUCCCCGUCAAGCUCCUCCACGAAUCUUUAGGUCACAUUAUAACGGUUGAGCUCAAGACGGGCCAGCUCUACCGUGGCAAACUUGCUGAAGCCGAGGAUAACCUGAACAUCUCCUUGAAAGACAUAACAGUCACUGGACGUGACGGACGUGUGUCUCAGUUGGAUCAGGUCUACAUCCGUGGCAGUAUGGUCAGGUUUUUCAUCGUGCCCGAUAUGUUGCAGAACGCCCCCAUGUUCAAACGCGUGGGCCCGAAUGCCAUGAGAGGAAGAGGUAUUGGCACGGCUCGUGGACGAGCGACCAUCAUGCGCGCCAACGCUCGUCGUGGUCGCGGUGUGCCUGCGCCUCGUGGAAUCCGGCGGUAAAAUACCUUUGUUGUACUCCGAUGUGAUCAUAUUCGCUUGUGUCUCUCAUCCAUCAAUGCAUUGUCACACUGGCC
This is a messenger RNA of Punctularia strigosozonata HHB-11173 SS5, 458 nucleotides long. RefSeq names its product Sm-like ribonucleoprotein. Gene Ontology annotation, molecular function: RNA binding. The record is from RefSeq and is a predicted model, not a curated record. Gene Ontology annotation, biological process: spliceosomal snRNP assembly; RNA processing. The transcript has 5 exons. Bases 1 to 384 code for a protein of 127 amino acids. NCBI's taxonomy places the organism in Eukaryota, Fungi, Basidiomycota, Agaricomycetes, Corticiales, Punctulariaceae. Gene Ontology annotation, cellular component: catalytic step 2 spliceosome; SMN-Sm protein complex; U12-type spliceosomal complex.